CCGAGAUCACCACCCUACUCAGCCAAAGUGACAUCGAAAAAGCCCUGGCUGAGUGUUCUGCUGCAUUCAACCACAAGACCUUCUUCAUAGUCAGUGGAAUGACUAAGAAGUCAGACGAUGAACUCACCAAAGUCUUCGACAUCCUGGACGAGGAUAAGAGUGGAUUUAUUGAGGUGGAAGAGCUGAAACAGUUCCUGAAGAGGUUCUCUGCUACUGCCCGGGAACUGAAUGAGAAAGAGACAAACGCUUUCCUUGCUGCUGGAGACAGUGAUCAUGAUGGAAAGAUUGGAGUUGAUGAGUUCAAGACAAUGGUCAAAGCAUAA
Messenger RNA from Pristis pectinata (smalltooth sawfish), 323 nucleotides. RefSeq names its product parvalbumin alpha-like. The coding region runs from base 99 to 323 and encodes 74 amino acids. Gene Ontology annotation, cellular component: cytoplasm; nucleus. The record is from RefSeq and is a predicted model, not a curated record. NCBI's taxonomy places the organism in Eukaryota, Metazoa, Chordata, Chondrichthyes, Rhinopristiformes, Pristidae. The transcript has 4 exons. Gene Ontology annotation, molecular function: calcium ion binding.